AUGGCAAACGAGGACAUGGAAGACUCGUCCGCAAGUGAGGACGAAAUAAACAAGUUUUUUGCGAAUAUAUCAAACGUAAUUGAUGAAAAAGAUAUAAUCAAAUUAACAAAACAGAAAAAAACGAAAAAAGAAAAAAAAUUAGAAAAGAGAAAAUAUAUAAAAGAAAAAAGAAAGAAGAAUAGACCAGAAGAAAAAAAAAAAAGACAAAAGAAAAAAAAACAAGAGCUGUUAAAAAUAUUAAAUAAUUUAAAUGAGGAGGAGAAAUUUAUAUUUUUAAAAGAAAGGAAAAUAUUGGAACAAACAAAGAAACAAAGAAAAAAAGAAUUUCUAAAAAAUUCUUUUAAUGAAGCAUAUAAAAUUUGUUUUAACUGUUCUUUUAUACAUUACAUGGGAGAAAAAGAAAUUUCUAGUUUAGCUAAACAAAUAUUCUUGUCAUAUCAUUAUAUGAUAAAACAUGAAGUACCUGUACACUUUCAUUUUUCACACUUAAAUAAUUCGGACGAAUUAUUUGUACAACUAAAAAAAAAAUAUUCAUUAAGUAAGUGGAUGGUGCAGGUGCAUGUACAGGAUUUUUGGGAAAUUUUUCCGAAAGACAAAAUUGUUGUCCUCUCUCCUGAUGCGACCGAGGACCUAACAGAAAUAAGGAAGGACCACGUUUACAUUAUAUCAGCCCUGGUGGAUAGGAGUGUUUCCAAGAAUUUGUCCUUCUACCAAGCGUCGUUACACGGCCUAGAGACGAGGAAACUACCCUUGGAGCAAUACGUCAAGAAAAAAAAAAGCAACGUGCUUAACGUAAACACAGUUAUUGAAAUAUUAAUAAGCUACUUAAAGGACAAAGAUUGGCUGAAAGUUUUCGAAAAAUGUAUUCCACAAAAAAAGGUUAUCUCUUUUUGUUAUUAG
This is a messenger RNA of Plasmodium malariae, 900 nucleotides long. Its product is annotated as tRNA m(1)G methyltransferase, putative. NCBI's taxonomy places the organism in Eukaryota, Apicomplexa, Aconoidasida, Haemosporida, Plasmodiidae. Gene Ontology annotation, cellular component: nucleus. The record is from RefSeq and is a predicted model, not a curated record. Gene Ontology annotation, biological process: tRNA N1-guanine methylation. Gene Ontology annotation, molecular function: tRNA binding. The coding region runs from base 1 to 900 and encodes 299 amino acids. The transcript has 4 exons.